CUGAUUCAACCAUGUUUCUUUCGGUUGUGCUGGGAUGGCUUUGCAUUUUCUUUAUCAUCCUUCAACUCAAAUCCCGAAGGCCCAAGAACUUUCCACCAGGACCCCCAAUCCUGCCCCUUGUGGGAAACCUUCUGCAGCUGAAUCUGAAGAACCCGUUAAAGGACUUUGAGAGGCUAAGGAAGUCUUAUGGAGAUGUCUACAGUAUUUUCAUUGGUCGAAAACCAGCUGUAAUCAUCAAUGGGAUGAAAGCCAUAAAAGAAGCGAUAGUGACCAAGGCUACUGAUUUUGCUGGACGACCACAAGACUUGUUUAUUAACAAUAUCACCAAGAGGAAAGGGGUCAUUAUGGCAGAUUAUGGCUCUAGCUGGAGGGAACAUCGUCGUUUUGCUUUGAUGACUUUGAGGAAUUUUGGUCUGGGGAAGAAUUCAAUGGAGGACAGAAUUCACGAAGAGAUAAAACACAUCAUUAGUACCCUGGAAAAGAGCAUUGGUAAAACCAUGAGUCCUCGAGUUAUGUUCCACAAUGCGGCCUCCAACAUCAUCUGUCAGGUUCUGUUUGCUACACGUUACGAGUAUGAUGAUGCACUAAUCAAACUGGUUGUUGGAUGCUUUACUGAGAAUACCAAGAUAACCAAUGGUCCAUGGGCUAUGCUGUAUGACGCUCUCCCGUUAAUUCAUUACCUACCACUGCCCUUUAGGAAGGCCUUCAAGAAUGCUGAGACUUUAGAAAAUCUUGUACUUGGUUUUAUGAGGGAGCACAAGAGGACCAGAGUCCCCGGAGAGCCACGGGACUUUAUUGACUGCUAUCUGGAUGAACUGGAGAAGAGAGGCAACGAUGGUUCUUCAUUUUCAGACGCACAGCUCAUUAGAUACACUUUAGAUCUUUACUUUGCUGGGACUGACACUACGUCCAACACCCUACUUACUGGUUUUCUUUAUCUAAUUAACUACCCACACAUACAAGAACGAUGUCAGCAGGAGAUCGACAAAGUGCUGGAAGGGAAAGAUCGGGCCAGUUUUGAGGACAGGCACAAUAUGCCCUACAUGCAGGCGGUGAUUCAUGAAAUACAGAGAGUUGCCAACACUGUUCCUCUCAGUGUCUUCCACUGCACCACUGGAGACACGGAGCUAAUGGGAUAUUCCAUUCCCAAGGGUACAAUGAUCAUUGAGAAUCUGACCUCAGUGCUCAACGAGGAGGGACAGUGGAAAUUCCCACAUGAAUUCAACCCUGAAAACUUCCUUAAUGACCAAGGAGAGUUUGUUAAACCAGAGGCUUUCAUGCCUUUCUCUGCAGGUCCUCGGAUGUGUCUUGGAGAGGGUCUGGCACGUAUGGAGCUCUUCCUCAUCAUGGUGACUCUGCUGAGGAAGUUUAAGUUCACGUGGCCUGAGGACGCAGGAGAGCCAGACUUCACUCCAGUCUAUGGGGUCACUUUGACUCCUAAACCUUAUCACAUGAAGGUCCAACUCAGGACAUCACAGUGAGGAAAGUCCUGGUUUUAACGUUUAUCUAGGAAACUAUGAAUCCAAAGAUGAGAGAGCUCUCUUCAUUACCCCUUCUAUUGCAUUAGUGAAACAAGAAAUAAACAUA
This is a messenger RNA of Archocentrus centrarchus (flier cichlid), 1587 nucleotides long. Its product is annotated as cytochrome P450 2F2-like. Gene Ontology annotation, cellular component: cytoplasm; intracellular membrane-bounded organelle. Gene Ontology annotation, molecular function: heme binding; iron ion binding; oxidoreductase activity, acting on paired donors, with incorporation or reduction of molecular oxygen, reduced flavin or flavoprotein as one donor, and incorporation of one atom of oxygen. The record is from RefSeq and is a predicted model, not a curated record. Gene Ontology annotation, biological process: xenobiotic metabolic process. The transcript has 11 exons. The coding region runs from base 12 to 1481 and encodes 489 amino acids. Lineage: Eukaryota; Metazoa; Chordata; Actinopteri; Cichliformes; Cichlidae.